This is a messenger RNA of Solanum dulcamara, 2458 nucleotides long. Its product is annotated as neutral/alkaline invertase 3, chloroplastic-like. The record is from RefSeq and is a predicted model, not a curated record. Gene Ontology annotation, molecular function: sucrose alpha-glucosidase activity; endo-alpha-N-acetylgalactosaminidase activity. Lineage: Eukaryota; Viridiplantae; Streptophyta; Magnoliopsida; Solanales; Solanaceae. Gene Ontology annotation, cellular component: chloroplast. The transcript is spliced from 7 exons. Bases 272 to 2239 code for a protein of 655 amino acids. Gene Ontology annotation, biological process: sucrose catabolic process.
UUUGAAUAAAAAAAAGGAAAAAAAACUAUCGACGUUUUGUAGAAAUUGACAGAAAUUGUAUAAGUAACUUGCAAGUUGCAACUAAGCUAUAAAUACACCCGCCAUUGAUUUAAUUAUUCAGCUUCUCAGCAAAAAUCUCCGAUAUUUGUCCUUCAAGUUUUUCAUCAAUAUUUAUAAGCAUCAUUAGGUAUUCCCAUUGGAGUUGGAGGUAUUGGAUUCUUGAUAAGGAUUCUGGGUGUAGAAACUGUUCCUCGCCUCAGCAUCAGGAUUGAUGGCCACUUCUGAAGCAGUUCUGCAAGUUUUAGGUGGUUCACUACCUAGUCUUUUUGGAACUGAUAAUUCUUUUAGGAAAUUGAGAUCGUCACAUACCUCCAGAUCCUUCAUAAGAUUCAGAAAGAAGAGGGGUCCAAAGUAUGUGAAUUUUCUCAGCUGUUCAAACACAUCAUACCGUGCUAUUAGGGUAGAUCGCUUUCUGAGCACCAGACAAUCUUUGCAUGGAGAUAUUUCUCAUUCCUAUUUAAGAUCUGUGAACUGCAAAUGCCAGCAAACUGACAGUGCGAGUAGUUUUGCAUCAGAAAAGGGAAACGGGUCAUGGAUUGUUGACAAUGACCAGAGCUUCGAUACAAUUCAUGACAAUACACCAAGUGUUCUGCAGUUUGAGACGGUAAGAGACCUUAAAGUUGGAGAGGAGGACUUUCAAUCCAAUGGGAGCUUACCUCCAAAUGGCUCAGUAGAAGAUGCUUUGAAUAGAAUAGCUGGAAACUCCAUUGAAGAUGAGGCAUGGGAACUACUACGAGAGUCUAUGGUUUAUUACUGUGGUAGCCCUGUAGGAACAAUUGCUGCUAAGGACCCAACUAGUUCCACCGCCAAUGUUCUAAACUAUGAUCAGGUCUUUAUCCGUGACUUUAUACCUUCUGGUAUUGCUUUCCUGCUGAAAGGAGAGUAUGAGAUUGUUCGCAACUUCAUCCUUCACACUCUUCAGCUGCAGAGCUGGGAGAAAACUAUGGAUUGUCAUAGUCCUGGUCAAGGGCUGAUGCCUGCUAGUUUCAAAGUCCGGACAGUCCCAUUGGAUGGCGAUGACUCUGCAACAGAAGAGGUACUGGAUCCAGACUUUGGAGAGGCAGCAAUUGGCCGAGUUGCCCCAGUUGAUUCUGGACUAUGGUGGAUUAUUUUGUUACGUGCCUAUGGGAAGUCCUCUGGCGAUCUCUCGGUUCAGGAGAGAAUUGAUGUUCAGACUGGAAUAAAAAUGAUACUAAGACUAUGUCUUGCUGAUGGCUUUGAUAUGUUCCCAACAUUGUUGGUGACUGAUGGUUCAUGCAUGAUAGAUCGCCGUAUGGGAAUUCAUGGCCACCCUUUGGAGAUUCAGGCACUGUUUCAUUCAGCACUACUUUGUGCUCGAGAAAUGCUUACACCAGAGGAUGGAUCAGCUGACCUUAUCCGAGCAUUAAAUAAUCGUCUUGUUGCCUUAUCAUUUCAUAUUAGAGAAUACUAUUGGAUUGAUAUGAAAAAACUAAAUGAGAUUUACCGGUACCAGACAGAGGAGUACUCCUAUGAUGCAGUUAACAAGUUCAAUAUUUAUCCAGAUCAGAUUUCUCCUUGGCUGGUGGAAUGGAUGCCAAGUAAAGGAGGAUAUUUGAUUGGAAAUUUGCAACCUGCUCACAUGGAUUUUCGAUUCUUUUCUCUAGGAAACUUGUGGUCUAUAGUCUGCAGUCUUACAACAGAUGAUCAAUCACAUGCUAUAUUGGAUCUCAUUGAGUCCAAGUGGACAGAUCUGGUAGCUGAUAUGCCUUUUAAAAUAUGCUACCCUGCUCUUGAGGGUCAGGAGUGGAAGAUAAUUACAGGAUGUGAUCCCAAGAACACGCCUUGGUCCUAUCAUAAUGGAGGUGCCUGGCCAACUUUACUCUGGCAGCUGGCCGUUGCUAGUAUUAAGAUGAAUAGACCUGAGAUUGCUGCAAAAGCUGUUGAAGUUGCAGAGAAACGCUUAUCACGAGACAAGUGGCCAGAAUAUUAUGACACUAAAAAAGCAAGGUUCAUAGGGAAACAAGCUCGCCUUUUCCAGACUUGGUCAAUAGCUGGAUACCUCGUCGCCAAACUCCUCCUUGCCAAUCCAAGUGCAGCAAAGAUUCUCAUUAGUCAAGAAGACUCCGAACUUCUCAGCGCCUUCUCUUGUGCUAUCAGUUCCAAUCCCAGAAGGAAAAAGCGCGGUCCAAAAAGUUCCCAGAAGACCUACAUAGUGUGAGAUCACCCACAACUCCCACAAAUGAUUGGAUGUACAGUUGUUGAUUGACUUGUAUUGGUCAUAGUCAUUCUUACCUAUGAUUAUUCAUUGAGCCAGUCAAAGUAUAUGACAACUACAUAUAAUUGUUUUGCCUGGUGUUCACAAGCUGAAAUUCUAUUUAACAUUUCAGCUUAUAAUAUAAUGUUCUUUGCAGUCAAUAUUAAGAAGCUUUCAACUUCG